AUGCACUGGCUGCUCUGGCCAAGGUCGCUGGCAGGCAAGGGGCUACCCCCUGGGGCAGUGCUGCUGCGUAAGAGAGAGAAGAGGGGACCUCAGUGGAGGCAAUCGCGGCGGGAAACCCACCCAUACUAUGACCUCCAGGUGAAGGUGCUGAGGGCCAGAAAUAUCCAGCACACAGAUCUGCUGUCCAGAGCCGAUUGCUACGUGCAGCUGUGCCUGCCCACUGCAUCCUCCAGCCCCACCCGGACAAGGAUGGUGGCCAACUGCAGUGACCCCAAGUGGAACGAGACCUUCCACUACCAGAUCCACGGUGCUGUGAAAAAUGUUCUGGAGCUCACUCUCUAUGAUAAGGACAUCUUGGACAGUGACCAGCUCUCCCUGCUACUGUUUGACCUGAGGAGCCUCAAGCCUGGCCAACCCUGCAGACACACCUUCCUACUCAACCACCAGGACUCACAAGAGUUGCAGGUGGAAUUUGUUCUCGAGAAGAGCCAGGUGCCCGCAUCUGAAGUCAUCACCAAUGGGGUCCUGGUGGCUCACCCCUGUCUGAGAAUCCAGGGCACCCUCGGGGAAGAUGGCACAGCCCCACAUCGAGAGUAUGGCUCUAGGCAGAUUCAGCUGACAGUGCCUGGGGCCUACGAGAAGCCACAGUUCUUGCCCCUGCAACCCCCCAAAGAAGGAGGCCUCCCAGCCACCUUCACCUUUCACGUGAAUCCAGUGAUCAGCUCCAGGCUGGAUGUGGAGCUGAGGGAGAAGCUCACAGUCCUGCAGGGUGACCCAAGUGCUGAGCUAGAGACCCAGACCAGCAAGCUGGGUGACGGGGGCAUCCUGCUGUCUUCUUUGGCCUUGGGCCAGGAGGAGAGGCAUUUUGUGGACCUGGGGGAGGACCAGGAGGUGGUUCUGAGUAUGAAAGCAGAAAUGAGCUCUGGAGACCUUGACCUGCGCCUUGGCUUUGGCCUGUGUGAUGGGGAACAGGAGUUUCUGGACAAGAGGAAGCAGAUUGUGUCCAAGGCCCUGCAGCGGGUGCUGGGAUUGAGCCAGGCUCCUGACAGUAGUCAGGUGCCGGUGGUGGCUGUGCUGGGUUCGGGAGGUGGGACCCGAGCAAUGUCUUCCCUGUAUGGCAGCCUGGCAGGGCUGCAGGAACUUGGCCUCCUGGACACCGUGACCUACCUGAGUGGGGUCUCUGGGUCUACCUGGUGCAUCUCCACCCUCUACCGAGACCCAGCCUGGUCCCAGGUGGCCCUGCAGGGCCCCAUUGAACAUGCCCAGGCUCGGGUCUGCAGCAGUAAGUUGGGGGCCAUGUCUCCGGAGCGCCUACAGUACUACGCCCAGGAACUGGGGAGCCUGGAAAGCAGCGGCCACAGUGUUUCCCUCAUCGACCUCUGGGGUCUCCUCAUCGAGUAUUUCCUCUACCAGGAGGCAAACCCCGCCAGGCUGUCUGACCAGCAGGAGGCCGUCAGCCAGGGCCAGAACCCUUACCCUAUCUACGCCAGCAUCAAUGUCCGCACCCACAUCAGCGGGGAAGACUUCGCAGAGUGGUGCGAGUUCACCCCCCACGAGGUCGGCUUCCCCAAGUAUGGGGCUUACGUCCCCACUGAGCUCUUUGGCUCUGAGUUCUUCAUGGGGCAUCUGCUGCAGCCACGGCCCGAGCCCCGGAUCUGCUACCUGCAGGGUAUGUGGGGCAGUGCCUUUGCAGCCAGCGUGGAUGAGAUCUUCCUGAAGACUGUGGGCUCGGGCCUCAGCUUCUUGGACAGGCACAGAGAGAAAGUAAACAUCACAGAUGACUGCCAGAAGCUCCAGCUGCAUGACCCCACACGUCUGCGGACCAGGCUCUUCACCCCCCAGGGCCCCUUCUCCCAGGCUUUGUUGGACAUAUUCACCUCCCGCUUUACCUCCGCGGAGAACUUUAAUUUCACCAGGGGCCUCUGCCUACACAAAGACUAUGUAGCUGGCCAGGAGUUCAUGGCCUGGAAAGCUACGCACCCUGAUGCCUUCCCCAACCAGCUCACUCCCAUGAGGGACUGCCUGUGCCUGGUGGAUGGGGGCUUUGCCAUCAACUCUCCAUUCCCACUGACCCUGCUGCCCCAGAGAGCGGUGGACCUCAUUUUGUCCUUUGACUACUCCCUGGAGGCCCCUUUUGAGGUCCUACAGAUGACAGAGAAUUACUGCCUGGACCGAGGCAUCCCCUUCCCAAGGAUUGAGGUGCUCCCUGAGGACUUGAAGGAGCCCCGCGAGUGCUACGUGUUCACCAAGGCCGAGGACGCCCGCUCACCCAUCGUGCUGCACUUCCCUCUUGUCAACCAUACCUUCCGCACACACCUGGCCCCAGGUGUGGAGCGACAAACAGCUGAGGAGAAGGCCUGCGGGGACUUCGUCGUCAACGGGUCCAACACUCCCUAUGGCAUGAUGAACUUCACCUAUGAGCCUGAGGAGUUUGAGCGGCUGGUGGCUCUGAGUCGAUACAAUGUUCUGAACAACGCGGAGACUGUGAGACACGCCCUCCGGCUGGCUCUGGAGCAGCGACAGGCUGGGGACAGGGCUGGAGCUGACCGGGCUGGAAGGGAGGACCGUGAGGGAGGGGAGCCACCGUUGGCUCCAGACAGGGGCUUGAGGGAAGAGGAGUGGUAGA
Zalophus californianus (California sea lion) is the source of this 2626-nucleotide messenger RNA. RefSeq names its product phospholipase A2 group IVF (gene PLA2G4F). Gene Ontology annotation, biological process: glycerophospholipid catabolic process. The record is from RefSeq and is a predicted model, not a curated record. Gene Ontology annotation, cellular component: cytosol. Gene Ontology annotation, molecular function: calcium-dependent phospholipid binding; calcium ion binding. Lineage: Eukaryota; Metazoa; Chordata; Mammalia; Carnivora; Otariidae.